UGAUCGUCAUUUCCUGGUGGAAUCCGUUCCGUAUGAAUACUCUGUAAACGAUGCCAAGAAUGCUAUCAGGACCGAUGGCCCGGUUUCGGCUUCUUUCAUUGUUUACGAAGAUUUCCUAGCCUACAGGUCCGGUGUAUACAAGCAUACUUCUGGAAAAGAACUCGGUGGACAUGCUGUGAAGAUAAUUGGUUGGGGUGAAGAGACUGGACAAGCUUACUGGCUUGUCGUGAACUCCUGGAAUGAAGACUGGGGUGACAACGGCCUUUUCAAGAUAGCCCUCGGAAACUGUGAAAUAGAUGAUGACCUGCUUGGUGGUACACCUAAGGUCUGA
Molecule: messenger RNA, 331 nt
Organism: Perkinsus marinus ATCC 50983
Lineage: Eukaryota; Perkinsozoa; Perkinsida; Perkinsidae
Product: cathepsin b, putative
Exons: 2
Cellular component (GO): lysosome
Molecular function (GO): cysteine-type endopeptidase activity
Source: RefSeq, a predicted model, not a curated record